This is a messenger RNA of Ahaetulla prasina, 2288 nucleotides long. RefSeq names its product serine and arginine rich splicing factor 4 (gene SRSF4). The transcript is spliced from 6 exons. The record is from RefSeq and is a predicted model, not a curated record. Bases 204 to 1676 code for a protein of 490 amino acids. Lineage: Eukaryota; Metazoa; Chordata; Lepidosauria; Squamata; Colubridae. Gene Ontology annotation, molecular function: mRNA binding. Gene Ontology annotation, cellular component: ribonucleoprotein complex; cytoplasm; nucleus. Gene Ontology annotation, biological process: mRNA splice site recognition; alternative mRNA splicing, via spliceosome.
CUACGUCACCGCGCACGCCUUUGCGUGCGUGUCCUACGCCAGCGAGAGGCAGCGAGAGGGAGGGGGGCGAAAAAAAAAAUCGCCGCCGUCUCCGCCGCUGCCCCCCCCCUCACCCGGCCGCCCCCGCGUGGAGCCCAGACGCCCCUCCGUCGUCGUCGUCCCCAGCGCGGGAUCCCCGCUCUGGUUCUUCUUUGGCGGGGGAAAUGCCUCGGGUCUAUAUCGGGCGCCUUAGCUACCAGGCCCGAGAGCGGGACGUGGAGCGCUUCUUUAAAGGCUACGGGAAAAUCCUCGAAGUGGAUCUCAAAAACGGGUAUGGCUUUGUUGAGUUUGAUGAUGUGCGUGAUGCAGACGAUGCUGUUUAUGAACUAAACGGCAAAGAUCUUUGUGGGGAGCGUGUAAUUGUUGAGCAUGCUCGAGGCCCUCGUCGUGACAGCAGUUAUGGUUCUGGACGCAGUGGAUAUGGUUAUAGAAGAAGUGGAAGAGAUAAGUAUGGGCCUCCGACCCGUACUGAAUACAGAUUGAUCGUUGAAAAUCUGUCAAGCCGUUGCAGUUGGCAGGAUUUGAAGGAUUAUAUGCGUCAGGCAGGUGAAGUGACAUAUGCUGAUGCACACAAGGGGAGAAAAAACGAAGGUGUGAUUGAAUUCAAAUCUUAUUCAGACAUGAAAAGAGCCCUUGAAAAACUGGAUGGGACAGAAGUAAAUGGUAGAAAGAUAAGACUAGUGGAAGACAGGCCUGGGUCCAGGCGCCGCCGUUCUUACUCCAGAAGUCGUACUCAUUCAAGGUCUCGCUCUCGAAGCAGACAUUCCCGUAAAAGCAGGAGUCGUAGUGGCAGUAGUAAAAGCAGCCAUUCAAAGAGCAGAUCGCGAUCCAGGUCUAGAUCUCAUUCCAGAAGCAAGAGCCGCAGUCGGAGCAAAAGUCAUAGCAGAGGCCAAAAGGAAAAAAGCAGGAGUCCAAGUAAAGAUGAUAAAAGCAGGAGCCGCAGUAGAAGCGCCGAGAAAUCUCGAAGUAAAAGUAAAGACAAACCACAGGAUAUAGUUCAAAAUGAUGGUGACCACCAAGCAAAAAGCAGAAGUCCCAGCAAGGAAAAGAGUAAGAGUAAAAGCCGCAGUAGGAGUGGCAGUAAAGAGAGGGUAGAAAGGGAGGAAAGGAGAAGCGUAAGGGGCAGUCGGAGCAAAGAGAGAGAGAAGAGUGUCAGCAAGGGAAGGAGCAGGAGUAAAGAAAGGAGCAGGAGUAGAAGCCGUAGCAAGAGCAAGGACAAAAGGAAAGGUAGGAAGAGGAGCAGGGAGGCUAGUAGGAGCAGGAGCAGGAGUCACAGCAGAAAUGAGAGAAACAAGAGAAGGAAUAAACAUGACAGCAAGUCUAGUAGCAAGAAGAAAAAGAGAGAAGAUCAAGAGCGGUCCAGGUCCAGGUCCAGGUCUAGGUCUCGAUCUCAAUCCAAGGAAAAAGAGCGUAUAAAAACAGAACCUGACCCGAAAGACGCCAAAGGCGAGGGUGAGGAAAUGGACACCAGUUGUAGAUCAAGAUCAAGAUCAAAUUCCAAAUCUAAAAAUGUCAAAUCAGAAUCUCGGUCCAGAUCCAAAUCAGUUUCAAAAACAAGAUCCCAGUCGAAGUCUAGAUCGAGAUCCGCUUCUAGGUCACAUUCUCGAUCUAGGUCGCGAUCUCGGUCCAGAUCUUAAACUUGCUGCAACCCACAUUUAGAGCUCUAUGAGAAGUCUUUUGUACAUGUUUGGUAGUUGUAGCACAAGUGAUUGGAGUAGAACACAUGUCACUGCUGUACAUUUUUAAUCCCCCCCCCCAAAAUGGUGUGUUUGUAAGUGUAAGUCCAGUGCUCCCUCUCUGUUGCACGUUCUGGUACUAGAAGCCGAGGGUUUUCUUCAGGUACGGUGCAUCAUCCUAGAUUUCCAGAACAGCCAUAGAGAAGGAGCAAUGCAUUGAUGGGCUUCUAAGAUUGGAAUGAUGACUCCUAGGUAGGUAUGGUAAUUUCAACAAUUUGCCCUUAAAAUUAAUGCCCCUUGAUGUAUGCCAUUUAGUGAAAAGUGCAAAGUCUUAAAUUUCAUAAUACUUUUUUUUUUUUUGUUUCAUAUUUUGGACUUGCAGAGUAUGUGAAUAGCACAGUCAGGAAAAUAGAUACCUACAGUAAACUAUAGGAAGGGAAGAAACAAAAGUAGAGCUCCACAUUCUGGUAUUGUGACAAUAUCCUUGUUUUAUAUUUUUUAUUUUUCCCCAUCUUGCAAAAGUACAGUGACCCCUGUUUCCAUUAAAUUUGAAUAAAGACUAUUUUUGCUUGA